AGCAGCAGCAGCAGCAGCAGCAGCGGGAGCGGCGGGGCGGGCACGCGGGAGCCGGGCGCCGCCUCGCCCCCAUUGUGUGGCGCGGCCGCGGCUCCCCGGUGCCGGCCGCCAUCUUGUGCCGGAGGGGGUCCGCGCCGGGACCCCGUGUCCGUCUCGGCAGGGGCCCCGGGGCCGCCCUCCUGCCGAGAGGAGCCGCGGUGGGCAGCCCCUGCGCGCCGGCCGCGCCCCAGCGGGGCCUCCCCCGCGCCUUCGUCCCCGGAGGCCCAUCUCCCCGGCCGCUGCCGUUGCCUCGAGGCGGCGGGAAGAGCUGCCCUCCGCGUCGAGGCGAGCCGCGGCGGCCGCGGGACUGAUGCUCGGCCUCUGGCGGCGGGAGGCAUCCGCCGCGCCCGGCUGGGCCUGAGGGCCCCUGCGCGCCGCCGGCCGCCCCGUCUCUCCGCCUCAGCCCGGAAGCCGAUGCCGCCGCUGGACCAGCACCUGCCCGGGCCCCGGGCGUAGCGGUGGGCGCUGCCAGCGGCGCUCCCGAGGAGGCGGGUGCCCGCCGCCCACCGGCCGCGGAUCAGGAGACCGAGGGCCAGCCCCCCGGAGCCGCCGCCGCCGCUGCCCGCCCCAUCAGGCGAGGGGCAGGAGGCCCAGCCCGAGCGCGGCGCCGCGCCCCGCCCGCCCCUGCCGGCAGGCGCACCGGGCCGCCGCCGCGCCAUGAAGAUCAAGGAUGCCAAGAAGCCGUCUUUUCCAUGGUUUGGUAUGGACAUUGGGGGAACUUUGGUGAAACUUGCAUAUUUUGAACCUAUUGAUAUCACUGCAGAAGAGGAGCAGGAGGAAGUUGAAAGCUUGAAGAGCAUCCGGAAAUAUCUGACUUCCAAUGUAGCCUAUGGGUCCACUGGCAUUCGAGAUGUCCACCUUGAGCUGAAAGACUUAACGAUUUUUGCUCGAAGAGGAAACUUGCACUUUAUUCGAUUCCCAACUCACGAUUUGCCUACUUUUAUCCAAAUGGGAAGAAAUAAAAACUUUUCAACACUGCAUACGGUGCUCUGUGCCACCGGCGGUGGCGCUUACAAAUUUGAAGAAGACUUUCGCACAAUUGGAAACCUCCAGCUGCACAAACUGGAUGAGCUUGACUGCCUUGUCAAAGGCUUAUUGUAUAUUGACUCUGUCAGCUUCAAUGGCCAGGCAGAGUGCUAUUAUUUUGAAAAUGCCUCCGAUCCUGAGAGAUGCCAAAAGAUGCCUUUUAACCUGGAUGAUCCCUACCCGUUGCUGGUUGUUAACAUUGGUUCAGGAGUCAGUAUUUUAUCAGUCCAUUCUAAAGACAACUAUAAAAGAGUAACUGGAACAAGUCUAGGUGGAGGGACCUUUCUUGGUUUAUGCAGUUUGUUGACAGGCUGUGAAAGCUUUGAGGAAGCUCUGGAAAUGGCAUCCAAAGGAGACAGCACACAUGCUGACAAACUGGUUCGAGAUAUUUAUGGAGGAGACUAUGAAAGAUUUGGCUUGCCAGGAUGGGCUGUAGCAUCCAGUUUUGGGAAUAUGAUCUACAAAGAGAAGAGAGAGUCUGUUAGUAAAGAAGAUCUUGCAAGAGCCAUAUUGGUCACCAUCACCAAUAACAUUGGGUCUAUCGCCCGGAUGUGUGCAGUAAAUGAGAAAAUAAACAGAGUUGUGUUUGUUGGGAAUUUUUUACGUGUGAAUACUUUGUCAAUGAAGCUUCUUGCAUAUGCACUGGAUUACUGGUCAAAAGGCCAGCUGAAGGCCUUGUUCCUAGAACAUGAGGGAUACUUCGGAGCUGUUGGUGCUCUUCUUGGGCUGCCAAAUUUCAGUUGAGAUACCAGAUGUCACUACACUGAACUGUUUUCCACCUGAAUGACACGUGUUUAUUCCAAUGGGAACUAAAUCUGGGCAGGGGAGAAGAAAAUAGCAGAUUUCCUGUAACUCUUUAAGAAGUGAUUCGCUACUGAAUAUUGCCAUUAUAAGAAGGGGGUUUUCACUCUGUUGGGCAUUGAAAAGUGAACUGUUUGGGGAUAUCGUUUAUGUUCUUUGGUACAUGUAGCCAGUAUUGAACUUUUAAUACGCAAUACAUCCUCUGAAAACAAGCUUCCAGGAGAAGGAAUGCCAAACUGUUAAGUGUUCAGCAUGAAAAUACUGCAAGUUUACUCCUGAGGCUUUAGACCCAUCAUUUUUUUAUAUAAUUGAUGAAUGAAAAAUAAUUUUUCAUUAGUUAUACUACAUUACGAGCACAAUUUCCCAUGUGUACUUACAGAAAACAACUCUAAAAACAGUAAGGUACUAUCUACAAGAUGAGGGGUCUGUAGAUGAUUGCUUUCCACAGUACAAAUAGUAAUUAUUUUGUGUAAUGGAAAUAAUAUUAAUUAUUUAAUUUUCAGUGGGAAGAAUAGAAACACAAAAAAUCGGCCAAAGCAGCAGACUGAGCAGUUGAUGUUUUGAAGGUUUUGUGAAGAUAUUCACUUGCCCUUUUCAUUCAUUUGAAGGUGCAGCUGGUACUUUGGGAAACACCCUCUCUGUCUUUGGUUGGAUUUGGAAAAGAACUUAAUGAUUGAUGAAGGCAGGUUUUGGGGUUGGGAUUUCUUUGUGGACAUGACUUCCCAAAUGCAUUCUGAGGGUUUUUUUGUCUGUCUUAUAAAUUCUGACAUAAUGCAUCACUAUUUGUAAAGGUACCACAAAGCCUGAGAGCAUUGAAGAAACCUUUAUGAAAUAGACUAAAUGUGGGACCUCGUAAUUCUGAUGCUUUGGCUCUUUUCUGUGGAGGUUUAGAAAAUUUCUGCCCCAUCCUACUAAUUUGAAAAUGUGAUUCUCCUUAAUUUCAAGGAGUUGAUUAGAAUCUAAUUAGAUGUUGAAAAUGAAGUUGGCUUGCUUUUCGAUUUGGAAGUUUGUUUUUGAAUGUUGAGGACAGCAUCAGAGUUUGUAUUGCAGCACCAAAUGGACCAAUAUUUAGUGCACUUGCAAUAUGGAACCAUUCAUCAAAAUGUGGCCUUGGGAUAAAAUCCGUACUCCGGAACUGAUCUUUGGGUUUUUCUGUAUACUUUUAAAAUUUACAGUUGUGAUUACUGUAAUAAGUUUAGUCCUGAAGCCAGGGCAUGAGAUCUUAAACUGGUAAGAAUAUUAUACAGUCAUUAAAUAUAUGACUUUUUGUGGACUAAAGAGCUACCCAAUUUUAUGAUACCAUUUUAAUGUUAAAUAUUUCCUGUAAGUGCAUGAGGAGCAACCAGACUAGAACACAUUCAUAUCUUGGGUUUUAAGGUAUUUUUAAAACUGAUUGCGCAAGUAUUCCACAGCAUGGCUGUGUUGUAUUCACAGACACAUCCACCUAGUGUGUUAGAAAUCUCUGUGUGCUAUUUUUAGUCUUCUCUUUUCUUUUCUUAAAAUUCAAAGCCCAUUACUAACGUUAUAUGUUAAAGAUCUGUGGUCCUUGAAGAGUACAGUAACUUAGAGUAGCCAACUCAUUAAGCCCAAUGCCAAUUGCAAACACAGUUCCAUUUAUUGUUGGUUUUCCUGGUACUUAUGCUACAUAGCCAUUAUGCUUGCUUUGAUGUUUCAUUUCACACUUAAAACCAAACAAAAAUUACACUUACAGUUCAACUGAUCUAAUGCUAAAUCAUAGCACUUCAGAAAAUAAGUGAGUGUGGUUUUUAUAGAAUGUCUUUAUAAAUACUGUUUAGUCUUCCUUUUAAGUUACGAUUUACUAUAGAAAGUAACCUUUAUUUGGUUAUAAAACUUUGUAAAAAAACUUAAUUUUCUGAAUGUUUUGACAGCGUCCUGAAAAUUUUGCAAACCAACUGCAGAUUUUUUGCAAAGUGAAGUACUUUAAGACACAUACUACAGCCUGAUUAGAAACAGUUCCUUUAGACCAUAUUUAUUGCUACUUCACUUGUCAUUUUGUGAUACUGAAAGAGAGCUGUUCUUGAAGCAGUAGUUGUUACUUGUAUAUUUAACCAGAAGCACAUGCAGAAGAUGAUUACCUAAUGACAAUGGUUGAUUUAAACCACUUGAAGUUGAUAUGACCUAAGAUACAUUUUUGAAGUAAUUUGUACAGAGUUACAGAAUGAAGUAAUGGAGUAAUUCUUGAGUAACUGUACUGUACAGAAACUACUGUGAGAAUCAAAACGUAUGCCCUACCUCUAUUUUACUUUCCUUGAGCUUCUAAAAGCGGCUUCCUUUUGCUAGUUUUAUCAGCACAAUUGUUUCUUCCUUACAAGAGCAACCAGAGUUUUCAAGCCUUGCUGUAGAGCCCGGGGGUCCUGUAUUUAAACCACAUCUUUGGGUUUCAUCUCAUUUUCUCUCAACUUGGAACUUGUUACUACAGUCUCCAAAGAUUGACUCUACCGUGAGUAGAAACGCUAGGCAUCACAAAUAGUUGCAAGAUAAACCUUAAAGUCUUCUCGUCUAAGUUGUCUUCUGAAUAGAUUGAAAAGGUUUGUUUCUUUUAUAUAAAUCACUGAAGUAACUUGUUUUUCCUGAUCUUUUCUGGUUUUACUUUGACCCUUGCCAUUUCUUUUCCUCAAAGCUAACUGGUUGAAGCAGCUUUAGAGUGAAUUGAUUCAAUGUGAUAUACUACAGUAGAGAAAAUUUGGGGGUUUCUCAGGGCUGCGGUUGUCUUCUGAAGUGGAACCACUUCUCUAGAGGCAAGUGGUGCGAUAUUUCUUCUAAAGUAAAACGUAAAGCUCAUUUUGAAUGUGUGAUCAUUUUCAACUCAAACAGCCAUGUGAGUGCCUUUUCAUUUUUUUCAUAUAAUGCCAAUUUUGCUGGUACCAGGACUUUAUCCAGGAGGCUUCCUAAGCAGUGUUGCUUAUCAGAGAAAUGGCAGAUGAUUUUAUUCGCCAUGGAGAUGAUCCCUUCAAUCUAGUGUAGCUAGAGAUGCCAGGAAAACAGCAUCGGGUUUCUGGCUUUCUGUCCCUGGUAGCCCUUAUCUUGGGGUAAUGCUUUUGCAUUUCUUGGUCUCAUCUCUCCAGCUUGGUCUUUGUUACACACAGCUUUAUAUGUCAGUAUCUCCCUAAAAAUCAUGCACGUUUUUAGUCAGAUAAAUAUAGCUUAUUUCUGGCCAAAGAAGUUCAUUUUUAGAUGAACCUAUUCCAAAUUGGUGUGGCUAUUAAACUUAACCACUUUCACUUUUCUAGUUCUACUAGGGUAACUUUAAUUUGAAUGGGAAAGGAACUUCUACUAUCCAUUUUUAAUAUAUAGCAACCUGGAAUGAACACAUCCUCAGUUUUCUUUACUGAAGCUAGCAGAGGUUUAAGUUAUAAAGACUUUCUAAUUCUUUUAGUAAAGCCUCAAGAAAUUUAACAGUUUGGAGAGAAGCAGCACUGAUAACACUUUGUCUUAUGGUUUGGUCCAGAUUUUCAAAGGGUCUUCAGAUGUCUGACCUGCCUUUUGAAGAUCUUUCCUUCUCUUUGUAGUGUUCUGCAAGCAAGCACCCGUGUGAUUCUACCAACACCUCCAUUCAUAAUUUGAGAGUUACGGCAUGGAAAAAAUGAGUGUGCUGUCCCACUUACUCUCAGCCUGUAUAUUAAGAACAGAAGUUCAGUUCUGGCUUCUCAUAAUGGAUUAAAUAUUCCUUCAGUAGUACUGUGAGAUUCCUACUUGCAUUUGAGUAGUUGGUAGUACACAUGCAAGUUGAUUUUACUGCCUUUUAAGAGUUGUAAUACUAACUCUUUGUCUCUAUCCAGUAUAGGUCUUCAGAAAAUACCUACUUGCAGAUCAGUUGCAAUAACUUCUCAUUUCUAAAUGUUUCAGAAUUACACUGGGAUUUUAACCUUUGGAAAUAAUCAGUGUGUCUUUUCUCUAGAGCAAGUCUGUGCUUUGUAAAGGCUAGAUGGUGUCUUGUGCAUUCAGUCAUUAACUUAGGUUAAUGCCUAAAUUUAUGUUCCACCUAUUUUUAUAUAUCACUCACUAUUCACAUUCUGGAUACUAGAUGGCUAUAAUGCUGGGGGAAGUUUAGUUGAGUUCAGAGCUGAAGGUCAGUGUGGUUCUGUUGAGUUAGUUGUGGUCAGCUUUUUAUCCUCAGGCUAUUUGCAUACGUAACGAGAUUGGUGUUUUCCUUGUGACAGGGUUUUCUACAUCCUUUUUUUGGAUUUAUGUAGGCUUAAGAAACAUGUAAUAUGUAACAGAGCUUUGCUUAGAUUAAAAGGUGAACAAAAAUCUGUGGGUCAGAUAGGAAGUAUUUGACCAAGACCUGUAGGUCACAGUGCAGAGCUAGGAACAUGCUUGAUACAUACAGUUACUGUUUUGGUUGUAUUUUUCCAUUUCCUGCUAAUGCACAGUUAGAGGCAGCAGACUUAACAAUCACUGUAGAUAAAAUGGGUGAAUUAAGUCCUCCAACAUGACCAUGGGAGAUUUAAAAAAAAAAAAAGCUUUAUCAGAGUAUAGAGAGAUAAUUCCCUGCUUAUGUUCUUUAAGUUUUGCUGGUAUAUUCCAAAGUACAUUGCCAGUAUUGUAAUCUGUAAUAAAAUUACUAAUACUUUAACUUUAAAAGAAGUCUGCAAAGAAGCCUGUUUUAUUAGUUUUGUUUACUUCACACCUGUGAAACAUACUAAGUAUUCUUAAAACCACACUUCCUGAGAGCAUCUCAAAAGAUGCUGUAAUAUACUUGUAACUAUUAAUGUGCUAAUGGAAUAUGUUUGAGCAGUCUAGGUUUGCAUAACCGAGUGCCAAAUCCUGCUCACUUUAGUUACUUGAGUAGAUGAUUCUCUUAAAUGGGGACUGUUUUAAACUAAUAAGCAGGAUUUGGCCUCGGUCUUCUGCCUGGGGAACACAGUAAUGCUACUUUGCAUAAUCCUGCUGGUGCUAAAUCAUUUGUGGAAAAUAAAGAUUCUAAAUAGAAAUUGUAAAUAAAAUAUUUACGGCCUGGUCCUUUUGACAGACUUAAAAGUUAUAAUUUGCAAAUAUUUUUUUGCCUUAAUUCAAGUUUCCUUUUUUUCUUGUUUAGAGUAUGAGGACUGUUUUUGUUAAUGUGACAAGUUAUUGGCAGGUUUGGCUUCUGGUGCUGCUUUCUGUAAGGCCCUGCCCUUAGCAUUCCCAUUGUGCAUUACAAUACGGAUUACUUUUCAUUGCUGGAUUUCAGUGUUAUCCUUCAUCUUGUUUUGUCAUUGUAGCUGUUUAAACAAACAGUAUUAAGUAGAACACGACUGGCAUUUGCUCUCUGCUAAAACUGCAAGAAAAUCUGUCAUUACUGUGAGGAUUUGGGGAAGUUGUUGAAAAUGCAAAAAUACACAUUGAAGAUAACUUUAAAAGUUAAAUGUAGUAAUUAGUCUUGCCUAUAAAAUAAACUGGAAUAUGGUGUUUCCGUUGCUAAUCUUCACUAUAAAUUGCUAGUAUUUCAUAAUUCUAGCAUCAAUUUAAGAACACUGUAAAUACAAGCUUUGGGAGGACGUAUAUUAGUUUCAGAUUGUGGAUUUCAAAAGAAGUAUAAGACUAGUGAAUUAGUGUUUUGAGAAGUAUUAAAUUAUGACAUCUAGAACCUGAAAAUUAGCGUGUUGAUGUUACAGAGAUAGGAUAUAGAGGGCUUUUGAUAACCUGCACUUUUUUACAUUUCUUGAGUUGUGGCAUUUUAACAAACGAGCAUUUAAUUUUCCAUCUACUGUCUCACCCUAUGCAGGCCUUCUAAUCACCAACUGCUGUCUUCACAUAUUUGUUUUAGUUAGCACAACGGACAGGCAAAUUUAUAAAUUGUAAACCCCUAUAGGAUGGAAGUUCUCCGAAGAGCCAUUUGGUUAAGUUGCCUUAUUCUAUUACACUGCACUCAUGGUAUGUCUCCACUUCCUUGUUUACUGUUCAGACACUGAAGAUGUGAUGUUAAAAUGUGAUACAAAUUCUCAUAAAUUACUGAUCAAUACCUUUGUGUCACCUGUUAAUAUAGGUCUUGUAAAUGAUACCUUUAUGCCAUCUGUAAUACAGCUCUUGUAAAUUGUUUAAAUUAUUUUUCUUUUUAGAGAUUCUCGUUACUGAAUGUACAGAUUAGAUCCCUUCAGUAUGUCACUGAGUAAUUUGAUUGGGGCCCAAAUAUGGCCAAUGCUGUAAUUCAUCCCAUCAAAACUGUAAAUAAUUCUUUCCUGCUUGUUUGCAUGAAUGAAGUUUGGAUUUCGUUUACUUUAUCAUAAGCCAACUCCUCUGUGAUGGGCCUACUUGUUAUUUUCCUGGUUUUACUACCAUUUGUUCUGUAUGAAUGUUGAAACAGUACUUUGUCUUUUCCUAAUAAAUAAUUUGAGAUUGUUCA
Phalacrocorax carbo (great cormorant) is the source of this 8212-nucleotide messenger RNA. Lineage: Eukaryota; Metazoa; Chordata; Aves; Suliformes; Phalacrocoracidae. The record is from RefSeq and is a predicted model, not a curated record.